UCCGUACCCACUGUAAUUUUAAUGAUUAGCCCAACAUCUAGCACCUGUGCUGCUAGAUGACGGUGCAGCUUUCAUGACAGCUUUGGCGACGAACCGCUUUCUUGCACCUGUUUACACCAGACAGGCCUGUGCUUGUACUGUAACCUGACGUCACUGGUUAGAAACCUACUUUACCGUGACUUUUUUCCCUUUUAAUUUUGUAGUAAGUAACGGAAAGGCAGAGGUGGAAAUGUAUCGGAGUAAAAGUACACAUUUUAUUUAGGAAAUGUUGUGAAGUAAAAGUAAAAGUUCACAAAAUUUUAAAAACUCAAGUAAAGUACAGAUACUCCCAAAAAUACUUAAGUAGUGUAACGAAGUAAUACUUCGUUACAUUACACCUCUGAUUUGCUCUUUAAAAAGAAGAAGGGAGCCCACUUGGGCUGCAUAUGCUCGGGGCUCAGCAGUGCCUCACACCCAUCCACACACACACACACACAACUCACACAUCCACGCCAUCUCCUUCAAUCCCUCACAAUCAUGGGAGCAAAUGCGGCCAUGUCGCGUCAAUCAUGUGACUGACCAAUGACUGCUUUCCCAGGGAGCACUUUCGGUGGCGUUUCCUGUCAGUGUUUGUAAACUGAGAAAAAAUUGGAAGUGCGACAAGAAAUAAUAAUCUACAAAACUCUAAGAACCGGAAGUGGGGACAAAGGUUGACUUCCCUUCCUGCCUUUGGAGCCAUUUUUGUCCAGUCUGACUUACCAGUACGGCCAAACUGAAGGGCUGAAAUUCACCAACUCUUUAGACGUUUGACUAUGACAGACAUGUUUCAUUUGUCAUCAGCAGACGGGCAGGCCCAGGAACCAGCUAAUUGCUAUGACCUGAAUGAGUCUCUUGUUGAUCAUGCAGAGGGUCAACACUUCUUGAAUGAAGCCUUCAAAAUUAUUACAGAAGAGGUGCUCUGCAAGGGCACAGAUGUCAAACAGAAGGUUUGUGAGUGGAAGGAGCCAGAUGAGCUGGCUCUGCUGCUGGAUCUGGAGUUGAGGGCAACAGGGGAGCCAGAACACAGGCUCCUACAGAGAGUAAAAGAUGUCGCCAAAUACAGCGUCAAAACUUGCCACCCACAUUUUUUUAACCAGCAGUUUGGUGGACUCGACUACCAUUCCUUGGGUGGACGAUUCCUCACAGAGGCUCUCAACACUGCUAUCCACAGCUAUGAGUUGUCCCCAGUGUUUGUGCUGAUGGAGGCUGAGGUUCUGAGAGGGCUGCGUCAGCUGGUGGGCUGGACAGAAGGUGAUGGCAUUUUCUGCCCGGGUGGAUCUGUGUCUAACAUGUAUGCCAUAAACCUUGCACGAUACCAACUCUUCCCAGAGGCCAAAAGCAAGGGACUGUGGUCUCUCCCACAACUGAUCCUGUUUACAUCUCAAGAGAGCCAUUUCUCUGUGAUGAAAGGGGCUGCAUUUCUGGGUAUUGGGACAGACAAUGUGAUCUCGGUGAAAGUGGAUGAAGGAGGGCAUAUGAUUCCAGAGGAUCUAGAUGAAAAAAUAAUGCUGGUAAAAUCUCAGGGUGCGGUGCCAUUCCUUGUCAGCUGCACAUCAGGGACCACAGUUCAGGGUGCUUUUGAUCCAUUGGAUCUCAUAGCUGAUGUCUGUGAGAAACACAAGCUCUGGAUGCACGUAGAUGCUGCCUGGGGAGGGAGUGUGCUCUUUUCCAAGCAACACAGGCAUUUGAUGAAAGGGAUUGACAGAGCAAAUUCAGUAGCCUGGAAUCUGCACAAGAUGCUGGUGGCUGGCCUGCAGUGUUCUGCCUUUCUGCUAAAGGAUACUACGAACUUGAUGAAGCAGUGCCACAGUGCCACUGCCACAUACCUCUUCCAGCAAGACAAAUUCUAUGAUGUAAAUCUGGACAUUGGGAAUAAGUCUGUGCAGUGCAGCCGCAGAGUUGACUGUCUGAAGUUGUGGUUGAUGUGGAAAGCUGUUGGCUCGAAUGGCUUGGCAGAGCGCGUAGACAGAGUUUUUAUCCUUGUAAGGUAUCUGGUGGAACAGAUGAAGAUAAGAGAAGGAUUGCUACUUUUGCAUGAGCCGGAGUUUGCAAAUGUAUGCUUUUGGUAUAUACCACCAAGCUUGAGAGGGAAGGAAGGAAAUGCAGAUUACCAGGACAAACUGGCAAAAGUAGCUCCAGUUAUCAAGGAACGCAUGAUGAAACAAGGCACUUUGAUGGUAAGCUACCAACCUCUGGGAAACAAGGUCAACUUUUUUCGUCUGACUGUGUUGUCGCCUCUGCUUUCUCAGAAAGACAUGGACUUCUUUCUCAAUGAAAUUGAAAGACUGGGAAAUGAUUUGUGAAAAAAGUCAAGUUAUAGAUGUGAACCCCUUGUCCAUCUAGAAUUUGAGACUAUGUCCAAAGUGCCCCACUGUAAUGUCACAUAUUCUAUUUCAGACAGAUACCAUAAUAUAACAAGGUUAUAAAUUUUUGAAGAACAUAGACCAAAAUAUGAAUGAACGGAUAAAUAAAUAGAGAGGGUCCUUAUUCUUGAUUAAUGUCAAAUGACUUAUUUUAAAGAUAUUUUGAAACAUUGUCAUUGAAUUAAAUGUUCUAUUCUGAAAUUAGUUUACAAGAGAUAUUUUCCAAACCAUUUUGUAGCUGUAUGGAGUAUAGUUUUUACAGACAAUGUAAAUUUUGUUGGAUCAGCAUCAUAUGCCAAUGCUGCCGGAGCCCUGGUUUGGCAUUGAAACCCGGGCGGCCAGACAAAUUUGCUGCAGAGUGGAAGUGGAAGAAGGAUCGACUCCAGGUGUCACUUCAAAUUUUAAAGGACUCGUGGCGUAAUUAUCAGAGGAUUGUGGAAGGGGCCAGAAGGGAGUAUUUGUCAAAUGUCAUUGUAGCAAAUAGACAGAAUCAGCGUGUUUUAUUUGAGACAAUUGCUGCUGUUUUGGAUCCCCCACAAUCGAACUGGUUGGAUGCAUCUCCUGAAUUAUGUGAAAACGUUUUACAUUUUUUCAAUGACAAAGUUACUUCAAUUAAGGCUCUCUUUCAACUCCUGUUCAUAAUCCUUCGGAAUGUGGUCCUACUCUGGCCACGUUUGAUGUAUUUGAACGUGUGACUCUUUCAUUUUUAGAGGAGAUAGUUGGCCAGAUUAAGCCAUCUGGCUCUCCUUGUGAUGCUAUUCCUCCGUCCUUGUUUAAAGAAGUUUUCCCAUGCAUAGGAGAGGUGGUGCUAGCCAUUGUAAAUAGCAGUUUAUCUUCUGGUGUGGUUCCUGGACACUGCAAGCAUGCUGUUAUUCAACCUCUGAUUAAGAAGCCAGGCCUUGAUCAAACUGUUUUGAACAAUUUUAGACCUAUCUCUAAACUGUCUUUUAUUUCAAAAAUUUUAGAAAAGGUGGUGUAUACACAGUUGAAAUCCUUUUUAGAUGAGCAGAACUUGCUGGAAGUCUUUCAAUCGGGUUUUAAAACCCAGCAUAGCACUGAAUCAGCCCUGUUGAGUUUUUAAUGAUAUCUAUAUGGCAACUGAUGCUGGCAAUUUUGUGGUUCUUGUUUUAUUGGAUUUGACAGCUGCCUUUGAUAUGGUUGACCAUGAUAUUUUGAUAUCGCGACUGGAACAAUUAGUGGGUAUCUGGGGC
Messenger RNA from Monopterus albus (swamp eel), 3592 nucleotides. RefSeq names its product cysteine sulfinic acid decarboxylase (gene csad). Gene Ontology annotation, cellular component: cytoplasm. Lineage: Eukaryota; Metazoa; Chordata; Actinopteri; Synbranchiformes; Synbranchidae. The transcript has 15 exons. The record is from RefSeq and is a predicted model, not a curated record. The coding region runs from base 792 to 2321 and encodes 509 amino acids. Gene Ontology annotation, biological process: taurine biosynthetic process; carboxylic acid metabolic process. Gene Ontology annotation, molecular function: pyridoxal phosphate binding; sulfinoalanine decarboxylase activity.